Molecule: messenger RNA, 1923 nt
Organism: Notolabrus celidotus (New Zealand spotty)
Lineage: Eukaryota; Metazoa; Chordata; Actinopteri; Labriformes; Labridae
Gene: chic1
Product: cysteine-rich hydrophobic domain 1
Exons: 6
Coding region: 47-571 (174 amino acids)
Source: RefSeq, a predicted model, not a curated record
UGGCGCGCCCGCUCGUCCGUCCGUGCGCACCCCCGUUGCAAACGUCAUGAGCGUCUUACUACCCAACAUGGCGGACUUUGAUACCAUUUAUGAGUUGGAAGACGAAGAGGAUGAGCGCGUAGUGAGCGAGGAACACUUGCCCAGAUACUGUCCGGAACCCGUGGUCAUGCGAGGGGCCGGCCACAUCACAGUGUUUGGACUGAGCAACAGAUUUGAUACAGAAUUCCCUUCUGUUCUCACGGGAAAGGUAGCGCCAGAGGAAUUCAAAACCAGCAUCAGCAGGGUGAACGCCUGUUUGAAGAAGAACUUGCCAGUGAAUGUGAAGUGGCUUCUCUGCGGCUGCCUGUGUUGUUGCUGUACAGUAGGCUGCAGUCUUUGGCCUGUUAUCUGCCUCAACAAGAGAACGAGACGGUCUAUUCACAAGUUGUUAGAGUGGGAGAAUAACCGACUAUACCACAAGCUGGGGCUGCACUGGAAACUCAGUAAAAGAAAAUGUGAAAGCAGUAACAUGAUGGAAUAUGUAAUUCUUAUAGAAUUCUUACCCAAAUAUCCUAUAUUCAGACCAGACUGAGGAGCCUGUUACAGACUGGAUGUGUGGCCCUUGAAUCUUCUCCUUAGUGCCUUGUAUAUAAAGUAUGUUGGAACAAGGGUCUGCACUGGUGUCUGUUUUGACGACCCCCCCCCUCCCCUUUCAUCUCCCAGUACCUUGUACAUUAAAGUUUGCAACAGUGUCACUUUGCUUUAGAGCAGAUUUUGCACAUUUUCCCGACAGAACUCAACAUUUCCCCUUUGUUGCACUCAGAUGUGGGUUUUUUUUUGUUACAUGUGACAAACUCGAAAAAAGUGCAUUUACCCCAAAGAACCAUCAACCUGUAUCCCAUCUGUUCUAUCAGUAAUCCCUUGCAAAGAAUGUGAUGCCUCCACCUUCCUUAACUAAUCCUUGCCUUAUGUAUAAUUUUUAACUCCACAUGUGACAGGAGGAGGAAGGCAUUGGGAACUUCAACAAGGCUGUACAUUUCAAUGCUGUUUGUUGGGUUUGAAUCCAGUUCUUUGCAAGUAGGUGGGAUGGUUGAGAUUGCCUAGCGUACAACGUACGUCUUCACCUUGUGUGUUUUCUUUAACAUUUGACCCUCUGUACAUGGGAACUAGCUCCUAAAAGAACUUGACCUGUAAAUACCAUGUUAGGAUAAGCUGUACAGUGGUAUACCAUUGUUUACAUAAAGUUACUUAGCUCUUUAGUUUUUUGCCAAUAUAUUGCUGUACCAUACUUUUGAUUAAUGAAAGAUGUCUAUGUACCUUUCUAGUUUAUACGGACCUGUUUACCUUGUAAGCCAUAUAGUUACAAUAAUGCCAGAGUCAGGACUGAUUAUUGCACUUGAGCCCAGUAAAAGUCAGGAUAUCAGAGGAUUAAACAUCCUGAAGAUUCAUCCAGUGCAAGUCAACAUGUGUUUUUGCCAAUAAGAUGACUUUCAAUCAUUAGUCAUCUGUUCAAACUGGAGAUGUAUGAGUCUCUGAUGUGCAGUGGAAAGAUGAUGAGAACUGUCAUCUAUUUAUGUGUUAAUUUCUGUCCCUACUUUGCAUUCAUUUUCUAGUUUUGUACUCUCUCUCUCUGUGCUGUGUUUGGUCCUCCUGAUGUGCUGAAAAGCACAUUCAUCAUCAGUUCAUGGGUGUUCUGAGCAGAUGGUUCUUUUGUUUCAGUCUGCUGUUAGUAUUAUUUCCAUGAAUCUUGGUCAACAGGUUGCUGCAUUGCGUUGUGUUAGAGUGCCUCUGGAGUAGUCAGUGAACCACAGAGAAGUACAGGUUAAAAAUCUGUUCUCUUGUACAAAGGAGAGUUGAAAUCCUCCUCCCAGUAUUGUCCCUGUUACAUUUCUUGUAAAUGUUUGUCCUGAUCCCUACAGGGAGAAAAUAAAUUGAUGAUUUUAA